Molecule: messenger RNA, 1867 nt
Organism: Telopea speciosissima
Lineage: Eukaryota; Viridiplantae; Streptophyta; Magnoliopsida; Proteales; Proteaceae
Product: ethylene-responsive transcription factor ERF014
Exons: 1
Coding region: 781-1458 (225 amino acids)
Biological process (GO): regulation of DNA-templated transcription
Molecular function (GO): DNA-binding transcription factor activity; DNA binding
Source: RefSeq, a predicted model, not a curated record
AACAAUUUAAAAGAAAGAAAGAAAAUUUGUUUACUUAUUUAUAUUUAUUGAUCUUUUGGAAAACCCCCAUUGGUGCACAUGGGAUCCAGAGUCCAGACUGAACAAUUGAUUGCUUGGCCUUGAAGUUAAAACUAUGUGAUAUUUGUUUGAAAAAAUUAAAAAAAAUUUAAAGAAUGGUUAAUUUAGCUUUCUUGGCUAUCUGUAUUGCAUUUUUUAUGACCCAAAAGGAAAGAAUUUACUAAUAAAAAUUCUAUCAGGAUCAUCAGAGGCUGUGACCAUUGAUUAGAGAGACUUCAAGCCAUGUGUUUUGAUUCCCAUUCCUCUUUUUCUUUUUUUAAAAAAAAAAAAAAAGAAAAGACAAGAAAAAAAAAAAAAAGGAAAAGAAUCUCCCAUAGAAUUAACCAGAAAGUCCUCCUUUUUUAAUUUAAAAAGGAACAGAUUGAUCUUUUUUUCAGGGAAGUGAAGGGUUUUCUUUAGAUUGACCUCACUCGAAAUAUAUAACCCAGUUCAUUAAUUUUCUUGUGUGAAACCUAUUAACUGUUCUUCAAUAGACAACAGUUUGGCUCACUAGAAACCUCCUCUAUAAAUGACCUUGCUGAAUCUCUCCCUCCCUCACAUCAACCUCCCUACCUUUCUCCCUUACACUACAUUCAAAGUAGAAGAAGAAAGAAGAAGAAGAAGAAAACUAGAACCAGAAGAAGAAAAAGAAGAGCUACAGAUUGCAGAAGUCAAGAAGAAGCAUCAGCAUCAGCAACACCAUUUCCAUCCUUUUCUCCAUCAAUGGUGAAGACUGAGGACAAGAUCCAAUCAGACCCAUCAAAAUCCUUGCCAUCAUCAUCAUCAUGUAGAAAAAGGAAGUACAAAGGUGUAAGAAUGAGGAGUUGGGGUUCAUGGGUAUCUGAGAUAAGAGCACCAAAUCAGAAAACAAGGAUAUGGUUAGGCUCUUAUUCCACACCAGAAGCAGCUGCUAGAGCCUAUGAUGCUGCACUGUUAUGUCUCAAGGGUUCAUCAGCCAAUCUCAACUUCCCUUCCCUUACCCAUUCAUCUAAUUUCCCUGAAACAGUUAUGUCUCCUAAAUCAAUACAAAGAGUAGCAGCAGCUGCAGCUGCUAACUGUAGUACUUAUGAAGACAAUGUUACCACCCCAUCAUCUCCUCCACCUCCACCUCCUCCUCCUGCCCCUCCAACCUCCUCAUCCUUGUCAUCGUCGUCUUCGUUGUCGUCAUUGUCAUCUCCUUCACCUUCAUCAUCUAUUUCUGAUCACAACAUUGUUUGGGCCAACUACAGUAUCUGUGAAGCUGAAGAACCAGCAAGUUCAAUGGAUCCAUGGUUUGAUUUUGCAGACUUACAGUUGCCAAAGUAUGCUGAUCAAAUUCUCAAUUCAAAUGCCUCAUUUGCUCCUCCAACAUUUGAAGAAUUUUAUGAUGAAGGUGAUAUUAGACUGUGGAGCUUCUGCUGAUCAGCAUAGAUCCAAUUCAAAUCAACUAUUCCUGCAUUCAUUUUUUGGCUUCCAAGGACCUUAAACCUCUUUGUUUUGAGAGAUUGCUGACAAGUGGCAUAGAUUCAUAUAUUCAUAUUCUUAGUGUAUUUUAGAACAAGGAGUUCACAUUGAGGUUAAUGAUUUUUGGUUCCUCAUGUGAGUUCUAAUUUAUUGAUUUUUAGACAAACUGUUUAGAAUUCUUAAAAAGUUGUAGUUCUAGCUAUAGGACUAUAGAUCAUUCAUGUUAUUUCAUGUAUGGAAAUAAGGUGGAGGAAAAUUCAAUUCCAUCACUAUAUAUUAUUUAUUUGCACAUCAAGUUAUUGAAAAAAUAUCCAAACCAAAAUGUAAGUUUCUUUGAUUAAUGUUAUGUUUUAGUAUAUUUGUGAUG